AUGAUUCCCAUCACCAUCAUCACAGGCUUCCUGGGGUCAGGAAAGACUACCCUGAUUCUCAACCUCAUACCCCAGCUCCCCAAGACCUACAAGCUUGCGCUCCUGAAGAACGAGUUCGGUGACGUCGCCAUUGACUCCCAAUUGGCAUCAUCCAGCGCCAUCAGCGGUGUCCAGGAACUGCUCAACGGCUGCAUCUGCUGUAACCUCGUCGGUCAGCUCUCUGACGCCCUCGAGACGCUCGCAAAUGAUAUCACUCCAGAUCGCAUCGUUAUCGAGACCUCCGGGUCGGCGUUUCCUGCUACCCUUGCCAUGGAGGUCAAUCGGUUGUCGCAGAGUACCGGCAAAUACGUCCUAGAUGGAGUUAUGUCAGUCAUCGAUACCGAGAACUGGAAGGGCUACGAAGACACCUCGAUAACAGCAAAGAUGCAAGCUCGUUACACGGACCUGAUUGUGCUGAACAAAUGGGAACUCGUCAGCGAGAGGAGGGUUGAAGAUGUGGAGGAUAAGAUCCUUGAUCUCGAAGUAGACCCCCCAACUCCACGAACGAAGAGUGACAAGGGAUGGGUCGAUAAGGACAUAGUUUUCGGACUGGAUGCGAAGCUGGCGAAGUCCAUAGGCACAAAGUCCGAGCACCAUCAUGAUCAUGAUCAUCAGAGCGAAGUGGAGGUACUAUCAGUAACACUGACUUCGCCCUCGAAAGCCGGCGUCGAUGUCGAAAAGCUCCACAAGCUGCUAGAGCAGCCAACAAAGGACUCGAUAUACCGCAUCAAGGGAAUUCUUCACUCGUCCUCAGUGCCAAAAUCUUCUGGUGGAAGUGCGACCUCGACAUUGGAGGUCAGCAGUGGACGAUCGCGUUACAUUCUCAACUGGGCAUUCGGUCGAUGGACGUACACCCAGGUUCCUCCUCCUUCAACCACCACAACUCCACUCGCAUCCGGCACUGCUACGCCAAUAAGCUCUGGACAGAACACACCACUUCCUCCGGGCGAAGAGCCUGAGCUGCGGUUGACGGUGGUCACCGCAAAGUACGAAUCCAAUCAAUGGCAGAAACGUAUCGAAUCCAGCGGGUUCGUCUCGUUGCAGAAUUCAACCGAUGGCACCUUGACCGUCCAGCGGAUCCUUUAG
Messenger RNA from Aaosphaeria arxii CBS 175.79, 1125 nucleotides. Its product is annotated as CobW domain-containing protein. The record is from RefSeq and is a predicted model, not a curated record. The transcript has 2 exons. Bases 1 to 1125 code for a protein of 374 amino acids. Gene Ontology annotation, cellular component: cytoplasm. NCBI's taxonomy places the organism in Eukaryota, Fungi, Ascomycota, Dothideomycetes, Pleosporales.